AUGGUAAGACGUCUCUUCGAAUCAAGGAGUAAUAAAGCUAAAUCUGAUUCAAAAGACAAUAAGACUAGUGAAGUUGCUCCAGUAGAUGAGUUUGUUGAUAUCCUGGGACUUAACGUCGAAAGUUCUAAACCACCUGAUCCUAAACCAGAAAACACAGGAAAUGAGUCAGAUUUUCUCAUAUUCAACCAAGACCCAACAUUUAAAGAACCUUUAAAGGAAAUCGCAAUUGACGCAGAACCAAUGGAUUUUACAGAUACCACACCCCAGUCAGUGACUGAUUCAGAUAAACUAACGCCAAGCUCAAAUGAAUCAAAACUAACCUUAGGAGCCGAAACUUUAGAAGAAGUAGAUCAACUAGAUUACCUAGAUUUUGAAUCAGCAGCGUUUGAAGAACAUAAAAACAGAGAACUGUCUGACUCCUUUUCAGAAGAUAAUGCAUUUUCUGAUUUAGCGACAGUUGAAAAUAAGACUAUUUCCAAGCCAGAAGAGUCAGAUAAAACAGAUCCAAACAAAGAAGAGUUUAGGGAGACGGAGUUUGCCAAAUUUUACGAUACAUCAUAUUCAACAGAACUUCACGGGGACACGAUAGUUGGAGCGUUUAUCAUUAGUUAUAAAAAUGCGAAAACCGAAUACCUAUUUUCAUACCCUCCAACACUCAAUGUGAAUCGCCCAUAUGAUACAAAACUCCUUAAAUCGCAAUACAAAACAGAAUCGUAUACAGCAAACAGAGAUACGAAUUCAGAACUACAAUCAUGUUUGCAUUUGGUGUCAGAUUUGGCAUUAGGAGCAAGGAAGAAUAAUUCUCUGGUUGAUUUCGCGCAUUUCGUCCUCCCAACUUCAUCUUCUAACGUCCUCUACGGAACAAGUUAUGUGAUUCAACUCACAGAUGAUAUUCAAGUAAAAACGGAAAACUCGGAGAAAAAUUCGACAGAAACAAAGGAAAAUGAAAAUGAAUUGAAAGAAAACCCAGAAGGACCGACAUUAGUUGAUACUGGAUCUGAUGAAACGCCGAAACAAUUGGUGAAGAAAACUAGUUCUCACCUACCUAACGGACAUUUUGUCGCCAUAUGUUUGGUGUACAAAGUGCCAUUCUUCGGACUAAUAGGGUCAAGACUAGAAUACUUAGCACAAACCUAUUUUGAUAAUAAGAACUUUCAUGACCACUCGCUGCUGCAGUCAUUUCUGGAACAUGUGAACAAAAACGAUAAAGUCGAGGAUUGGAGUUACGAGUCCUUGUUCUUCAAUUUGGAGUACCACUUCAAGCCGUUUUCACUGUGUCUGUCAUAUAGUAAGUUUCAAAAUUAA
This is a messenger RNA of Theileria annulata, 1305 nucleotides long. RefSeq lists its product as uncharacterized. The coding region runs from base 1 to 1305 and encodes 434 amino acids. The record is from RefSeq and is a predicted model, not a curated record. The transcript is spliced from 4 exons. NCBI's taxonomy places the organism in Eukaryota, Apicomplexa, Aconoidasida, Piroplasmida, Theileriidae.